Messenger RNA from Aspergillus bombycis, 3573 nucleotides. Its product is annotated as putative intracellular protein transport protein (UsoA). The record is from RefSeq and is a predicted model, not a curated record. Gene Ontology annotation, biological process: vesicle fusion with Golgi apparatus; transcytosis; intracellular protein transport. The coding region runs from base 1 to 3573 and encodes 1190 amino acids. NCBI's taxonomy places the organism in Eukaryota, Fungi, Ascomycota, Eurotiomycetes, Eurotiales, Aspergillaceae. The transcript is spliced from 7 exons. Gene Ontology annotation, cellular component: Golgi membrane; cytoplasm; endoplasmic reticulum.
AUGUUUCGAAUUCUUGAAUCCCAGGCGCCGGCCAAACAAACGGCAACGGAUACAAUCAACACUCUCAGCAGUAGACUUCAAAGUGCGACACUAUUGGAAGACCGACGUGCAGCAAUUCAAGGCCUGAGAAGCUUCGCGAAAAUAUAUCCUGCUUCUGUUGCAUCUGGUGCGCUGCGACCAUUGAUUAGCUGUCUCAGAAAUGAUCGAGAGGAUGUAGAUACGGUCAAGGUGGUCUUGGAGGCCCUGUUGAUGUUAUUUUCCCCCGAUGAGAGUAGCCCCGAAGCAUCUGAUGAAAUAGCUCUCUGGCUAUCCGAUGAAUUUACUCAGCGACAAGACAAUAUAACAGCUCUUCUUGACCUUCUUGAUACUCGCGACUUUUACUCCCGCCUAUACUCUUUGCAAUUGAUAUUUCAAAUUUCUAGUGCGCGGCCAGAGAGGACGCAGGAGUGCAUUCUAACAGCUCCGUUGGGCAUUCCAAGGCUAGUCAGUGCCCUGGGUGACGCUCGAGAGCCGGUUCGCAAUGAAGCAUUACUGCUCCUCAUUGCCUUAACACCUGCCUCGGAGGAGUUGCAAAAGCUUGUUGCCUUUGAAAAUGCGUUCGACCUUCUAUUUGUCCUAAUUGAAAAAGAAGGCUCUUUGUCGCACGGGUCAGAAGUCGUCGAAGACUGCCUCUCUUUACUCGCGAACCUUCUGAGGCUUAAUAUAUCCAAUCAGUCCUAUUUUCGGGAGACGGGAUGUGUCAAGCGACUGGCAAAGCUCCUUGCUGAUGCCAACCAUGAGCAGGAAUCAGAUGAACCCACUCCACAAUGGACCCUUGCCCAACGAGACAAGAACAUCUGGGGUCUUCUGGUUAUCAUUCAGCUAUUCCUAGUUCGGGGUGGGAUCAACACUCCUGCCAAUCAAAUGGCCUUCUGGCACAGUGGCGUUAUGGAACAAGUCUUGAGCACAGCCUUCAGUCAGAGGUUUAGUGUCAAUGUUACGUCCAAGGCACUGGCAACAUGUGCCGAUUUGAUUCGCGGGAACGAGCCAUUACAAGAGAGAUUUGGGGAUGUUGAGGUCUUCUGGGGUGCACAACCUACAGAAGGUGCUUCUAAUGGAGACCUGGCAAAUAAAGGACUUCAACGAAUCAAUGUAAUUGAAGCAUUACUCAAGUUGAGCCUUGAGCCUGCUACACUACAGCUUCUCGAUGCGCGCCUAGCUGCCUGUGAAUGUGUCAAGGCCUUCUUCGCGAAUCAUGCCGGCAUCCGCGUCCAUGUUCUACGCAGAGCCAUCGAUGGUCAUUUGAGUGGACAAGAUGAAAUCCCAAAUAUCUUGACCGCUCUGCUUAUCCCACCAGAAUCUCGUGGGAAUGCUGACCCAUAUCAGACUUGGAUGGCUUCUGUUCUGAUGUUCCACCUACUCUUUGAGAACGCCGAGGCGAAAGCAAUAGCUAUGGGGGUUACUGAAGGCGAUGCUGAGAGCGGGGAGGAAGUAAUAACUUGCAUUCAGUCAAUAGUAGGCAACUUGCUUACCGGCAUGCAACGAGGUGACGACGAAAGAAUCUCCGUUGGAUACCUUAUGCUACUCUGUGGUUGGCUUUUUGAAGAACCUGAUGCCGUCAAUGAUUUCCUAGGAGAAGGCAGCAGCAUUCAAAGCUUAUUGCAAGAAAUCAAACAUCGCUAUGUUUCUAACACUUUGCACCAAUUACUGACCGAACAAAUGGGCAGAGAGCAAUAUAUUGAUAAGAUAACAAGAUUCAGAGAAUCACCUAUAGUCCGGGACUUUGAAGUCUUACCACAAACGGUCGGUGGGCAGUACGAGGGUGGGCUACCCGAGAUAUUCUUCGACAAGACAUUCGUCGACUUCCUCAAAGAUAACUUCGGCCGUAUGAUUCGUGCCAUCGAUCGUGAACCAGGUUUAGAGAUAUCAGUCAUUACGAACGGCGUUGAGAGAGGAGUCUCGCGUGAACUGGUCGAUUCUCUGAAAGCUGAACUCGAAGAAAGGAGCCAAGCAGUGCAGAAACUGGAGUCGGAUCUAGCCACCCUGCACCGUAGACUUGAACAAGAGCAGCUCGAAUACAGGAAAUCCCGAGAAACGAGUGCCAUGGAAAUGGCUAAGAUACAGCAAAUCAACGAGUCGCUUCAGAAACAUCAUGCGCAAGAACUAGCAGCGCUGGAGGAGCAACACCAACAUGCGAAAAAUGAACUUGUGAAGCAGUAUGGCGAGCAGCUCAGGUCCAUCGACCAUCAGCUGAAAGAGACUUCCUCCGAAUACGAGAGGAAGAGCUACAAAGCUAAACAGCACCAUGAAGCUGAGUUGGCCGAUCUACAGAAGAAGAUCCAAUCGCUGGAAGCGGAGCUUGGAAGGGUCAGAGAACAGCAUACCGGAGAGGUUGCUGAUCUGAAAGCUACUAUCCAAGCCUUGAGAUCCAGUGCUGGCAAGGCUGAGGAAGAUCAUGCAGCAGAAGUUUCAAACCUGCACAGCACUGUUCAAAAGCUCGACUCCGAGGCCAGCCAGAGCCAGAAACAACAUGCUGCUGAGGUAUAUAACCUCAACCAAUCUAUCCAUAGCCUACAGUCAGAGGUCAAGACUCUCAAGCAACAAAGCGAGAGCAACCUUGCUGAACAUAAAACUACAAACGAGAGAUUACAAAAGGAACUGGAAACGGCCAAAGAAAAAGCUAUGCAAGAUAUCCAGGCUGUACAUGACGACUAUACCUCCAAGUGUGCUGCUCUAGAAAAGCGAGCUGAAGAGGCGGAGCGAAAAAUUGAGCAGAGUGAGUCAGCUGAGCGUAAAUCCACGCAAGAGCUGCAAGAGGCACGAGGAACGUUAAAGAAAGUCCAGUCCGAAGUCAAAGAAAAAGAAGCAGCAGCUCGCAAAUCGGCAAAGUCUGAAGCGGAAGGGUUACGGAAAGAGUUGGAGCAAGUCAAGUCAGAAGCUAAAAAAGCAGAAGACGCAGCUCUCAAAUCGGCAAAGUCCGAAAUAGAAGGCUUACGGAAAGAGUUGGAGCAAGCUAGGUCAGAAGCUAAAAAAGCAGAAGACGCAGCUCUCAAAUCGGCAAAGUCCGAAGCAGAAGGGCUACGGAAAGAGCUGGAGAAGAUUAAGUCAGAAGCCAAGAAAACAGAAGAUACAACUCGCAAGUCAAGCAAGUCGACAAAAUCCGAAGCAGAAGGAUUGCGAAAAGAGCUAGAGAAGGCCAAGUCGGAAGUGAAGGAUAAAGAAGCAGCUCGCAAAUCAACCCAAACAGAAAUCGCAAAGUUGCAAAAAGAGUUGGAGAAGGUCAAGUUAGAAGCCAAGGACCAGGCCGAAGAAGCUCGCAAGGCAAAGGAGAACGAAUCAGCUGCGCAGAAAUUCGCCCAAGAGAUUGAUGAGUUGCAGAAAGAGCUGGAAAAGAUGAAAUCAGAGGCUAAAGACAAAGAAGAAGCCCGCAAGUCAGCUCAAUCUGAACUAGAGGACCUCCUGAUUGUAUUCGGAGACUUGGAGGCUAAGAGGAACGAAGACAAGAAACGCCUGAAAGAUCUUGGCCAGGAAGUGUCCGAAGCCGAGGAAGAUGACGAUGAUGACGAGGAGGAAGAUGAAGACGAUGAGGAAUAA